UCGCCUCCGCCGUUAAUAUUUGUCGGCGCAGGCCUCUGUUAUAGCGUCGGAAGAAAAUAAAAAUUAAUAAUAGAAAUCUAUUGUUACACAUAAGAAAUGGAGUUUGCCCUGCCAGAAUUAUUAAGUCGUGAUGAUAUAUUAAGAAUACUUAAUCAACGUCAUUUGCCAAUACAAAAUAUGAAUGAAUUAACCCAUGACGAACUGUUAAGGGUGUACAAAACUUUUGUAAUGCCGCUUUCCCGGAGACCAGAAAGAAGUAAAAAAUGUAAACAUAAUUCUACAGUACCAGCUACAAAUCUAGAUUGUGUUAAUGACAAGAGGCAACAUAUGCAGGUGGAAACUAUUGACAGCGCCUCCAACUCAAUGGAUAUAGAUUUUCCCAGUGUUACAUUAUGUCCCGCAGACAACACUAGAAUGACUAGCCCUUUGGGUGAAAAACGCCGUCAAGAAAGUAGUGAUGAAGAUUAUUUGGAUAUAUUCGAAAAUGAUUACCAAUUUCAAUUGAGUUCGGUUACAAAACGUAUACGUAUAAAUACGUUAUCGUGAUUUUGACUUUAAACAAUUUAGGUAAGUUGAAGAAAGAAUAACUGUUUUAGAAGCUGUAAGGAUGCUGUUCUAAAAGACGUUUUCUUUGAGAUACAAGGAGUGGAAAAAAAAUUCAGGAACUCCAAGGAACAUAUGCAGCUUAAAUGAUUUGGUUUCAAGGAAGUGUUUCUAUAAAAGCAAAGCAAUUUGCAUAAGACACGUUUUACCUCUUUUUUACUCUCAAUGUCUGGUAGUUGUUAUCAAAACGAUAUGCUCGUUCGUUCGUUCUGAUUAAAAGUAGCCAGCCGGCAAAAUUACAACAUUCGAUAAUAAACGAAAUCUUCAUUUAAAUUAAGAUUUCGAUUGAUAUCGAAUUGCAUAAUUUUUCGGCACAUAUUGAGAUAAUAUUACUUUAGUGUUAAAGCAAUAUUUGUACAAAACUUUAGUUAGAUUUUAUUAGGAAACUUUUAAAAUGCUUAUUUAUUAUAUAAAUAAGUUAAAAAUAUGUAAUACUUUUUUAUUUUACUAUAUUGCUACUUAGUAGGGUGAUCGACUCGAUUUUUCAACCGGUUUUAAAACCGGUUUUUUCU
This is a messenger RNA of Lucilia sericata (common green bottle fly), 1115 nucleotides long. RefSeq lists its product as uncharacterized. NCBI's taxonomy places the organism in Eukaryota, Metazoa, Arthropoda, Insecta, Diptera, Calliphoridae. Gene Ontology annotation, biological process: embryonic morphogenesis. The record is from RefSeq and is a predicted model, not a curated record. Gene Ontology annotation, cellular component: tRNA-splicing ligase complex. The transcript has 3 exons. Bases 97 to 546 code for a protein of 149 amino acids.